CGCGGCGGCGGGGGGAGGUCACGUGACGGGCCGGGGCGAUGCGGUGGCGGCUGCUGUGGGCGCUGUGCGCCUGCUGCUGGGGCUGCGCCUGGGGCAAGACGCUGCGGGGCGGCUUCGUCAGCUCGGCCGCCCGCCUGCAGCCCUGGCGGCCCCUGGCACGCUUCCAGUUCCACGGUGACCAUGCUGUUCUGUGUGUCAGAAUCAACAACGUAGCAGUAGCUGUGACAAAAGAAGCUAGACUUCACCUGUUUCAAGCACAGGAAUGGCUGAAGCUGCAGAACAGUAUCCAAGAUCACAGCUGUACAGAGAAAUUCUCUAAAGCACAACUGACAAUGACUGUGAACCACACAGAGCAAAAUCUGACAGUGUCCCAGAUUCCUUAUCCGGAAACAUGGUAUGUGUUUUAUGUAGACAAGUUUACCUGCGAAGAGAAUUAUUCUGAAACCGAGGAUAUUCAGUUUGAAAUGGUCUUACUAAACCCAGAUGCAGAAGGGAAUCCAUUAGAUCACUUUAGCGCAGGGGAAUCUGGAUUACAUGAAUUCUUUUUCCUGCUUGUUCUAGCAUACUUCUUAACUGCUUGCAUAUAUGCACAGUCCCUGUGGCAAACAAUUAAGAAGCGUGGACCUAUGCAUACUGUACUAAAGGUGCUAUCAAUUGCAUUAUUGUUGCAGGCUGGUUCAGCUUUUGCCAACUACCUCCAUUUCUCAAGUUAUUCUAAGGAUGGGAUAGGAGCACCUUUUAUGGGAACUCUGGCAGAAUUGUGUGACAUAGUCUCUCAGAUACAAAUGCUAUAUUUAUUGUUGAGUCUGUGCAUGGGUUGGACAAUAGGCAGAAUGAAGAAAUCUCAUAGCAGACCUCUUCAAUGGGAUUCCACUCCAGCAUCUACUGGCAUUGCUGUAGUAGUUGUUGUUACACAGAGCCUUUUAUUAAUUUGGGAACAGUUUGAAGAUACUAAUCACCACAGCUACCAUUCACACCAUGGCUUAGCAAGUGGACUGCUUAUUGGCCUCAGAGUUUGCCUAGCUUUGUCUCUGGCUGCUGGUCUUUACCAGAUCAUCACGGUGGAGAGAAGCACACUGAAAAGGGAGUUCUAUAUCACCUUUGCCAAAGCCUGCAUUCUCUGGUUUUUGUGCCACCCAUGUCUUGCAACCGUUUCUGUAAUAUUCAGAGAAUAUCAAAGAGAAAAGAUUAUUACCAUAGGUGUUAUCCUCUGUCAGUGCAUCUCCAUGGUUAUCCUCUACAGACUUUUUCUCUCUCAUAGUCUAUAUUGGGAAGUAUCUUCACUAUCAUCAGUGACAUUGCCACUAACAGUAUCCUCUGGACAUAAAAAUCGACAUCACUUCUGAGAUGUUUAGGAAGAACACGUUAUGUAAUAAAUGUGCAAUAAUGACCCAAAUAUACAGGUAUUUUUGUCACAGGUAUGUGAUACAUCGGUGUCACUGGAAAACUGGUUGGUGAUAUCAGAGCACUUCACAGACCUGUGGUCUGACACAGUCCUUAGAUUAAUAUGUUACAAGUAUUGUUGAGUGGGAAAAAUCCAUAAUUUGAAUAACUUCCUGAAGAUGGUUUGUGGGUAGCACAUGGUGCUGAGCCAUGUCGCAGAAAAGUACAAUAAUUUUUUUCUCUCCCAUUUACAGCCACAAAAAAAUAUCCCUUCUUUAUAUCAAUACUAAGUUUGAAGGUCUUAUAAAAUGCAGUUCUUAAAAUGUCGACAAGCUCAAACAAGUCUGAAAUAGGCCAGUUGUGAAAUUGGUGUGAUGCAUAACGACGAAUACAAGUUCUUUUAUUUUUGUGCUUUGGAAAAAAAUACAUUUUAUGUAUAGGGAUAAAAGAAGGGGAAACAAAAGAGGGAGAGUCCACUGAAAACUUAUAUGUGUUUACAACUAACCGUGGGAAUUUUUUCUUUAGUAUUGGUGUAAAAGAAAAGCAUUUUUUGCAAUUACUGUUCAUAUUGGUUAGAAUUUUAAUGGGAAUGGAAAUAGAGUUUAUAUUUUCCUUUUUUUGAAAUAAAUGUAACUAAAAAUUUCACCCAGUAAAGUUCUAAACAAUAUUUGAGGCUUAGAAGAUAUAGCAACAUAAAGGUAAUUAAAACAGCAGGCUUGCAAAAAAAAGGCAAAGAAAAUGGAAUGGGUGAUGUGGUACUAGAAUUUUAAUCCUGAUAUAAUUCAUUUCUCUUACAUUGAGGAUUCAAUCAUAAUUAAGCCAUAUACACAGAUUAAAUUAACAGAAGCAUUUCAAAUAAAUGUUGGUUUCAGUCAUCAACUACCCAUGAAUUCCUGCCCAAGGAUACUUAAUCAGGAUUAAAUUUUCUAUGAAUAAUUGAAAAACAAAAUACUCACUGGAUUUGUUAUAAUCCAUGUUGGCACUGGGUUCUAAGUAGUUGCCAUCUUCCAUCCAUUGUAAUAAAGCCAUACUACUUUGUGAUGCCCUAGCAUUCAGAAAGCCAGUGUAAAUAUAUACUUUAUUGAAGUGCCUAUUUAUUGAGUAUGAUGAAAUCGUGCUGACAUUUUUUCCUUCGUAAUAAGAACAUACCUAUUACCAUUGUGACUGCAAUUGUUCUUUUGGGGUUUACUUUAUUAUUUUUCAUAUUUUAGACUUCUUGCCAUACAUGCGUGUUUCUUCACAACAACGAUUUUAUUUUCUAGUAAACAAAUGUUUGUUUCUUCUUAAUAGUAUGUAUUUAAUUAUUCCUCGUUGAAAAUGUGAAGACACCAGGGUUCUAGCUUUAAAAUAGCCCUAACUUUUCCAUGUGUGUUUGCCUCAGCUGUGAGCAUAGUUGAAACAUAAGUCUAUUCCAUUUCAGUUUAGAGGUGAAAGUAGACAUUUGCCUUUGACUAAGGCAAAAUGGCAACAUGACAGAGUUGCUCAUUAAAUCAUCUCCUUUCUUAUUGUUUGUAAUUCAGAUCAAGAAUGGCAGGUUGAGGCUGGAAAAGAUGAGAUAUUAUGAUUUCACACAAUCUUCAGAGUGAUUAAAAGAUUAAUUAUUACAUUCCUCUGAUAACCACACAAAAAUAUUAUUGGUUAAAACUUCAGUCUUUAUUUCCCUGCUUAUCUCUGUACUUUUCAUCUUCUCAAGAAAAAAGCAUCCUGUUUUUGAUAAGUCUCCAAUAAUGCAGUAGAAGAGUUCUAUCUGUCCUCAUGUAUAAGACAUGAAAUUCACACAUAAAAUAGAAUUUUCUGCUAGACACAAGAGCUACUUUAUAGUUUAUGAUCUGUCAUGAUAAAAGUUUUAACCUAUGCAGAAAAAUUGCAUGUGACUUUCAGAAUAGGCACUCUAUUUAUUUUAUUCUCCAGAAGUACUUUCUUACUUCCUGUAGUCCCUCUGACUUCAAUCUGUCAGUGUUAAGGUAAAUGAUAUCUUAAUUUCACCUUUUAAGUAUACCCUACAACAAUUCAUAAAAUGAAUUCAGAAUUCAUAGUUCAUCUGGGUAUAAAUAAAAAGCAUCAGAUGUUGUCUCGUAAUCUUUUCCAGAUUGCCCCGUAAGUCAACAGGUAACAUUAUCCUCUAGUCUGGCAUUGGAUCCAAUGAUUUGAAAAUAAAAUUUUGAUUUUAUUAUUAAUGUAACUGUAGCAAUUAAGUAUCACUUUCUCAUGGUAAGCUGUACCGCGGACAGGCAUUUCUGCUCAGGUCUGUUAGUGUUCUUUCAUAACCAACAUCCACUGAUGUUCUGUUACUAAAUCACUAAUGCAUGCUGUAGCAGAAGGUCAGUAUGACUGUGGUAAUUUUCAAGAUGUCAGUUAAUUCGGUAUGUGAUAUCCACAGGGGUGGGGUGGCUGGAGUCUUGAAAUACGACCUAUUUACAAAACUUCUUGCUUACCCUAUACUCUGGCUUGAAGUUUACUGCCUGAAGAAUGGUUUGAAUAUGUGAACUUCUCCCUGCUUCCUAACUUACAUUUUUAAUGAGACCAAUUGAUAAAACCUUGUGUUUUUUUCAUGCUUAUUCACAUACUGACCCAUUAAACCAUUUUGGUUUCAUAACCUCAUUUUAGGAGAAUAGCUUCCAGAGCUUCCAGGCUUCUUUUAGGUGUCUUCAGUCAGUGCAUCCUGCCUGAAAAACUUUCUCUUUUUUCUAAGCCAUGCUUUCCAUCACACAUAAAAAAAAUAAAAAUAAAAAUAAAAAAAAAAAAAAAAAGUUCUGUGUUGCCAAUCUGCAGCUCUGGCUGAUCUGAGCAACUCAUGAUGCACCCACCUCAGCUACACACCAGAUAACAGCAGUGGACAAAAGCACUCCUUUAGAAUGCCCGUAGCCCCAGCGUGUAAAUGGCAUGGUUUUGUGCCAGCUGAAAGCGGCCACGGACCCAGGGAGCUCUCAGCAGGAGGGCUGUAGCCAGCUUGCAGACUCCCUGCCACCUCGCCCGCUGCAAAGAGAGAGAAACACAUUGCGUGUGAAGGCAGCGCUACCAGCUGCUGACCGUGCUGAACACAACUAUUUAGCUGGGGUUGAAUGGCAGCUUCGUACUUGUUAGUUUUUGUGCAUUGCGUGGUUCUGUUUUAAAUAAAGUUGCAGAUAGAGGGUAUACUAAUUCCAUUGUCUGUGAGUUUCGGUGCUUGGAAAAGAUAAGUAUACAUUGACAAGAUUGCAAACCAAAGUUGUUUGUGCUCUGAAGAAAUUCACUUCAAUGCAUGAGGGGAUGUUUCCUUGCCAGUCAUUGCCUUUUCUACUGGCACAGAUGCCAGUUAGUGUCAAUUCUGAUUUAUUGGCUGGGGGGAGGAUCGUUGUUCAGGAGGAAUGAGAGUGAGAUCAGCAAUUCAGCCUCCGAGACCCCCCACAUGCUGCAAGGAGUGGUAAUCUUGCAUGGCUCCCAACCCGGGCUGGAUUGGAACCAGUGAUGUAGAGGUUGGAACAAUGCUUGAGCUCAUCCCCUAAGCUAUUCGCUCCCAUUCCGUGUAGGGUAUGUUGAUUGUACUUUUAUUUAAAGUGCUUCAGGUAGGAAAAAUGAAUAUUUACAAUUAAGUAUAUGUAAAUGGAAGUGGAAAGGCUUGAUUGGAAAAAUAUCAAGUUUCUAAUACAUAUUACUAUACUAAGGCCUCCCACACAAGACAAACAUUUUUAGUCAGACCUAAUAAAUAUUCCUUUCUGGUUCCAGUGCUAAUGGAGAGCCACAGAGGUAUCAAAAUCUUUUUGUUUGCAUCUCCGUCCUCUACAGAACUGGAAGACUGUUUCAUUCGGUUUGGUUCUGGUUUAUUCUGUGUGAUGCCAUGCCUCUGCUCGACACUUUUUACAGAUUGCUAUAAAUGUUGGCUGGGCUGGCUAAAACCGAUUAUUAUGUUGUACCUUGUAACUCUUUUUGUGUGACUAUGCAAUGUACAAGGGGCAGGUGAUCCUUGCGAAUGUCAAACAUUAAAAGAAAAUAUUAAGCUGUU
Oxyura jamaicensis (ruddy duck) is the source of this 5365-nucleotide messenger RNA. RefSeq names its product G protein-coupled receptor 180 (gene GPR180). Gene Ontology annotation, biological process: response to pheromone; G protein-coupled receptor signaling pathway. The record is from RefSeq and is a predicted model, not a curated record. The coding region runs from base 39 to 1346 and encodes 435 amino acids. The transcript has 9 exons. NCBI's taxonomy places the organism in Eukaryota, Metazoa, Chordata, Aves, Anseriformes, Anatidae.